AUGUUUACCUCUAAUAAUGCCUGCUCGGUACUUACCUCUUUCUGGCUAACUGGCAUCCCAGGGUUGGAAUCCCUGCACAUCUGGCUCUCCAUCCCUUUUGGCUCCAUGUACCUGGUAGCUGUGCUGGGGAAUGUGACCAUCCUGGCAGUGAUAAGGGUAGAACGCAGCCUACAUCAGCCCAUGUACUUCUUUCUGUGCAUGUUGGCCAUCAUUGACUUAGUCCUUUCAACCUCCACCAUGCCCAAACUGCUGGCCAUCUUCUGGUUUGGUGCCUGCAACAUUGGCCUGGAUGCCUGCUUGGCCCAGAUGUUCUUCAUCCACUGCUUCGCCACUGUUGAGUCAGGCAUCUUCCUCGCCAUGGCUUUUGAUCGCUAUGUGGCCAUCUGUGACCCACUACGCCACACUUCAGUGCUCACCCAUGAAGUAGUGAGCUAUUUGGGGCUGGCUGCCCUCCUCCGGGGGAUAGUGUACAUUAGCCCCCUGCCCCUGAUGAUCCGCCUGAGGCUGCCCCUUUAUCGGACCCAAAUAAUUGCCCAUUCCUAUUGUGAGCACAUGGCUGUGGUCACCCUGGCAUGUGGUGACACAACAGUCAACAACUUAUAUGGAAUGGGAAUUGGCUUCCUGGUAUUGAUCUUGGAUUCAUUAGCCAUCACUGCCUCCUAUGUGAUGAUUUUCAGGGCUGUGAUGGGUCUGACAACCCCUGAAGCCAGGCUUAAAACCCUGGGAACAUGUGGUUCUCACAUCUGUGCCAUCCUUGUUUUCUAUAUCCCCAUUGCUGUUUCCUCUCUCACCCAUAGAUUUGGCCAUCAUGUGCCUCCCCAUAUCCAUAUCCUUCUGGCCAACUUUUAUCUCCUCAUUCCACCUAUCCUCAACCCAGUUGUAUAUGCUGUCCGCACUAAGCAGAUCCGAGAGAGACUUCUACACAUCCUUAAGGCCGGGGCUCAACCCAGGUGA
Orycteropus afer afer is the source of this 954-nucleotide messenger RNA. RefSeq names its product olfactory receptor 52M1-like. Lineage: Eukaryota; Metazoa; Chordata; Mammalia; Tubulidentata; Orycteropodidae. Gene Ontology annotation, molecular function: G protein-coupled receptor activity; olfactory receptor activity. The coding region runs from base 1 to 954 and encodes 317 amino acids. Gene Ontology annotation, cellular component: membrane. Gene Ontology annotation, biological process: G protein-coupled receptor signaling pathway. The record is from RefSeq and is a predicted model, not a curated record. The transcript has a single exon.